CCGUGGGGUCCCGGGACCCCAUAGGACUCAAGGUGGGUCCGCCUCUGAUGAUAAAUAUUUGCUUGAAUAAUGAUUAAUGCAUAAUGACUAUAAGUGUUACAUUGAUAAAAAAAAUACAUAUGAUGCUAUUUAGAAAAAGUCAUUAUAUUUUAGUGUAAUUUAGAAAAAGAUAGCAAAAAGGCAGUAAAAUGUCUAGCAAUGGCGUCGUCCUAGCCGACACAAACUCCAAUAUUAACAAUUAUAAGGUGCCGCUACUCCAAUAUUCAUCCGACAACAAUAAUCACAGAGGCGACCAAGGAGAAGAAGAAGAAGAAGAUAGAAGAAAGUUCUCGAGGAGAUAUUGGGUCGAAUCCAAGAAGCUAUGGCAGAUAGUGGGGCCCGCCAUCUUCAGCCGCAUCGCCUCUUACUCCAUGUUCGUCAUCACCCAAGCCUUCGCCGGCCACCUCGGCGAUCUCGAGCUCGCCGCCAUGUCCAUCGCCAGCAACGUCGUCCUCGGCUUCGACUUCGGCCUCAUGCUCGGAAUGGCCAGCGCUUUGGAGACACUGUGCGGGCAGGCGUACGGGGCGAAGAAGCACGAGAUGUUGGGAAUAUAUCUGCAGCGUUCGUGGGUGGUUCUGCUCCUGUGCGGCGUCGCGAUGAUGCCUCUGUUCCUAUUCGCCACGCCGCUUCUGAAGCUGCUCGGGCAGCCGGAGGCGGUGGCGGAGCUGUCCGGGGUGGUGGUGAUGGCUUUCGUGCCCUUGCACUUCUGCUUCGCGCUCCAGUUCCCGGUGCAGAGGUUCCUGCAGAGCCAGCUGAAGAAUCCGGUGAUCGCCGCCGUGAACUUGGUGGCGCUGGUGGUGCAUGUCAUGGUCAGCUGGCUCGUCGUUUACCGCCUCCGGCUGGGAAUCGUCGCCACCGCAAUGACCUUGAAUUUCUCGUGGCUCGUUAUAUUUCUCGGGCUGUUCGGGUACACUGUCUGCGGCGGCUGCCCGCUUUCGUGGCCCGGUUUCUCCAUGGAAGCUUUCACUGGUCUUUGGGAUUUCUUUAAGCUUUCCGUCUCUUCUGGAGUCAUGCUAUGCUUGGAAAAUUGGUACUACCGAAUACUGAUUGUGAUGACUGGCAAUCUGGAAAAUGCUGAAAUCGCUGUUGAUGCCUUGUCCAUAUGUAUGAGCAUUAAUGGCUGGGAAAUGAUGAUUCCUCUUGGUUUCUUUGCUGGAACUGGAGUGAGGGUGGCGAAUGAGUUGGGAGCAGGGAAUGGGAAAGGAGCAAAGUUUGCUACACUGGUAUCAGUCACACAUUCCACCAUUAUUGGCUUCGUCUUCUGCCUCCUAAUCCUCAACUUCCACGCCAAGCUUGCCCUUAUCUUCUCCUCUAGCAAACCUGUCCUUGAUGCUGUCCAACCUCUCUCAGUCCUCCUGGCUUUCACAAUCCUUCUCAAUAGCGUUCAACCUAUUCUCUCAGGGGUGGCUAUUGGAUCAGGGUGGCAAGCAUAUGUAGCAUACAUAAACCUGGGUUGCUACUAUUUGCUAGGAGUCCCUCUUGGCGUUAUUAUGGGAUGGGUCUUCCACCAAGGAAUCUUGGGAAUAUGGGCUGGGAUGAUCUUUGGUGGAACGGCAGUACAAACUCUAAUAUUGUGUAUAAUCACCUUGCGAUGUGAUUGGGAAAAAGAGGCUGAGAAAGCAAAUAAACAUGUAGAGAAGUGGGAAGGUGUACGUCAGAACUCUUUGUAGAGAUUUGAGAUGAUCAACUAAGCACAAUCAACUUGAUAAGCAUCAAAAGGUUUUCAUUCAUAGCUUGACAUUUGAGGAUUAGUUUUGAUUCAUAGCCUAAUAAAUACAAAGAGUACAUAGAUAUGUACUUAAAACAUAUACUCAGUCUUUAGUUAUAAUUAUUAUAUUAGACUUGUGUUUAGCGAAACUAUCUAUAUAUAGUACCCAAAUUCUAUAUACAUUAUAUUCUCCAUGCAACUUGCGUUUUGAUGGGAUAUUUGCAUUGACAUGGUAUGAUGAGAGAAAUUUGUCUAAAUUUAUUUGGAUAAAGCUAUCUCUACCCC
Cuscuta campestris is the source of this 2032-nucleotide messenger RNA. The record is from the annotation of a GenBank genome assembly. Lineage: Eukaryota; Viridiplantae; Streptophyta; Magnoliopsida; Solanales; Convolvulaceae.